UGGCUUCUCCACUUCCAAUUUUGUAGUCACAGUUGACAGAAUUUCGGUCAUACGAAGGACAAGAUAUGCACACUGGCGAGAAAGUUGUUCCUAUCAAGCUUGAUCUCCGAGUAAAUCACACAGUUAUCAAGGACCAUUUUUUCUGGGACAUGAACAAUUUUGAGAGUGAUCCUGAAGAAUUUGCACGAACAUUUUGUGAAGAUAUGAAAAUUGAAGACCCAGAAGUUGGACCUGCAAUUGCCAUAGCAGUUAGAGAACAACUUUAUGAGAUUGCAAAGCAAAGUGUUGCAUCCGCGAGAGAAAGCAGGGCUAAUAAGAAAGGACGCAGAGGAAUGGAACAUCCCUCUGCCAGUAAAGUAGGUUUGCCUGCAUUGGACCUGGGGAAGCUAUUCAGCAUAAAAUCAAGUGUCGUCCGGAAGAAGAGGGACGCUGAUGCAUAUGAACCAAUUGUCGAUCACCUGUCAAAUGAAGAGGUGGAUGCCCUCGAGGCUAAGGAAGAGAGGCUUGCUCGGUGAUGCAGACAAUGUCUAUUGGAAUGGAUACCAGCAGUGUAAAGGAGAACUUGUUUAAAGUUUUAGAAUGAUCCUAGUCAUAGUAUAGCCAAAAUCCCGUGUUGUAGAUAAUGUUCAGAUUUUUGCAUUGAUCUGGAGAUCACAGUUACUUCUGUUUGUCAAAAGAAAAUAUGGAACAGCACUUCUGUGCUAAUCUAUUAAUAGUU
This is a messenger RNA of Solanum stenotomum, 718 nucleotides long. Its product is annotated as chromatin structure-remodeling complex protein BSH-like. The record is from RefSeq and is a predicted model, not a curated record. NCBI's taxonomy places the organism in Eukaryota, Viridiplantae, Streptophyta, Magnoliopsida, Solanales, Solanaceae. Gene Ontology annotation, biological process: chromatin remodeling; regulation of transcription by RNA polymerase II. The transcript has 8 exons. Gene Ontology annotation, molecular function: transcription coregulator activity. Gene Ontology annotation, cellular component: nuclear chromosome; nucleus. Bases 66 to 515 code for a protein of 149 amino acids.